AUGGCUGACUGUUACACCCUCCCUGCCGUCCCUGCGAAGCACUCUACCUUCAUCGACCACGUCAACUCUUGUCCUCAAGAGUCAAUCCCCGAUCUUGUACAGCCGUACAACGAGUACGAUGCAGUCCUUCGCAAGAUCUACGCCCAACAACCAUCCCACCCCGCGGUCGCAGACAACCUCCUCAAUGUGGUGCCGCUGUUCGAUGCCAGUGGCUCAGCAGAUCUUCGGAUUCGCGCACGUGACCUGGUUUCGGAGCCGGAGGAGCUCAAGGCCAAGUAUUUGAUGCCACUAAAAGAUGAGGAUCGAAAAGCGAAUGGGUCCCCGGCCGUGGUAUCCUCCUUCAAGCAGUUCCAGACGAACUUCAACCUAUUCUCUGAGAGCGCGCUCAGUGAUCUCGACUGGAGCAAUGUGGUUGCAGCGGGAAGUGCAGUGACCACCUCUUUAUUGCCCGUUCCUGAGGAGUACCGCGACUCGAAACGCGGCCUGCGCGAAUACUACCAUCAGAAAUUUGCUCCUGCCUCGGAUGUCGAUCUGUUUUUGUAUGGGUUGACGGAGGAACAGGCCAUUGAGAAGAUCAAGCAGAUCGAAACCCGCAUCAAGGACUCGAUCCUGGCCGAGACUUCCACCAUUCGCACAAAGAAUGCCAUCACGAUCGUGUCGCAGUACCCUACACGCCAUGUUCAAAUCGUCCUUCGCAUCUACAAGUCCAUCGCCGAGAUCUUGACCGGGUUUGAUGUCGACUGCUCGUGCGCAGCUUACGAUGGUAGCCAAGUGUAUCUGGCACCACGUGCGGUCGGUGCGUUUGUCACCCAAAUUAACCAUGUGGAUCUGUCCAGACGGUCGCCGUCGUACGAGAAUCGUCUUUCCAAGUACGCCCGUCGAGGAUUCGAGGUGUUCUGGCCAUCGCUGGACCGCUCCAAGAUUGAUCCGACGAUUUUUGAGCGCAGCUUCACCAGGACGCUCGGCCUUGCCCGGCUUUUAGUGCUGGAGAAGCUCCCAAAGCCUUCCGACCGGGAUGCAUACAUCGAUAAGCGGCGUCGAGAGCGAGGCCGACCGGUUCCCAUGCGAAUCUCGAAGCAGCUGCGAGGAAACAUCAAGAAUGACUGGGACGACGAGGUGCCUGAAUGGGUCGACGAGGAGGACGUGUCCGACUACCAUACUUUUACCAUUCCUUAUGGCGAAAGAUUCCACGCCCGAAAGAUUGAGAAACUGCUCUACACUAAGGAUUUGCUGCUCAAUGCGGAAUGGAACAAACCCAAAGAUCGCGAGGUCCACCUGCAUCGCCAUCCGGCUUUCUUUGGCAACUUUGAAGACGUGAUCGAGGAUUGCUGUGGCUUUUGUCCUGUCCCCGUCACUCCCGAGGAGAAGCAAUUGGCCGAGGAGGAGAGCAAGAUCUACGUCUCGGGAAGAAUCAAAUUCCUCCAGGACAACCCCGGCCGCCAGGAGAUUGGCAGUUUCAAUCCUAUCACCGAAACCGAUUGGACUGAAAUGGCAUACGUCGGAAACACAGCAGGCUUGUGUCAAGCGAUCGUCGACAACGACGUGGAAGGCGUGAAGCAGUGGCUGUCACACGGCUUUGAUGUGAACCGUCGCGAUUUUACCGGUCGCACUCCGUUGCAUCUGGCGGUCAUGACCUCCACGCGCGAAAUUGUUCAGUGUCUUGUUGACCACGGAGCUCGUUUGAUCGCUCGACUGGCCGACGGGCGAACGGCCUUACAUCUCGCUGCAGCUCGAGGCCACGUCGAGAUAAUCAGGAUCUUGCUGACGAAGAGCGAGGAGAAUGAGGAGGAAGAAGCUCGCAAGGAGCAGGCGCGCAAGGGAGCCUCAUCCGAUAAAGAGGCCAACGAUGGUGAGGAAGACGCCGAGCUCAUGAGUCAUCCUUCCGCUGAGAGCGAGGCAGAUGCUCAGUCGUUUGCCACCGGUUCUUUUGUGAAAGUCCAAAAGGAUGCAGAUAGCGCACAGGACUCGAUGCCCGAUGACUCAAGCGACCAGGACCCUGACGUCUACGACAUCAAUGUGAUCGCUUGGGACAGUCACGCCUCCCCUCUGCAUCUCGCGAUUUUGAACGGCCACGUCGCUGCUGUUGAGGAACUGGUAUCCUCUUUCGGCGCGGAUGUGCUUCUGCCGGUCAAAUUGUUGCACGAGUACAACAACAGCCCGCGAGCUGCCAUCCUCACCCUGGUCUUGGCGCUCCAACUGCCAAUAGAGCAGGCGAAGGCGAUGUCGACGAAGCUGCUACAACUGGGCGCCUCGCCGGCACAGGCAGACCUUGAUCACAAGACUGCCGUGGCUCACAUUGCGGCUUCUCCGAAAUACACUGAGUUGCUGGACUCGUACCUGCAGCAUGACCGUCCGGCAGUCGAACGGACAAUCAACUACAUUGCUACUAGUGGUUGGCAAUUCAGCCCCAAUGCCGAGACUGCGCUGACAACGGCGAUCAAAUCGGGGAAUGUCAUCGGAGCCUUGAAGUUGCUUGAAGCAGAAGCGAGCCCGACUAUUGCCUUUGACGAAUUCAUCAAGUCAGCACAGGUGCACAUCAAUGGAAUACGGAACGACUCCUCUGAGGAAGUGAAGAGAAGAUUCGAUGCUAAUGUGACCCAGCCUAUUAUAUUGAGUGUCCUCAAAGAUCAGCCAUCCGUGGCCCUGAAGCUUCUGGCCCGAGGCGCAGAUUCCAAUACACUGACUAAGGAAGGGUACCAGAUGCAGCAUGAUGUUCACGCUAGAACCUACCGACAAGGCAGAUCACUGCUGGAUUGUGUGCGAGAAAAGCUGAAGGCUCUGCGUGCGUACAAGCCCGAGACUCACACCCGGGAGCCGCCAAGACCCUUGGAGCACGAGGACAGCUACUAUCUCUCCCCCUUCAAAGAAGACACAUACCAGCUGUGGACGGCCAAAGCCGCUCUCCGCAGUGCACACUCCCGUGUUGAAUCAGAGCAGAAGCGCUAUGACGACGACGUGAAGUGUGCAGCGAAGCGCAAGGGUGUCGAGGAGAAGAAGGCGGCCGUUCAACUGGCUCUCAACGAGUUCGAGAAGCUCGAGGAGGAAUUACUUGCCAGGGGCGCCAAGGAGUUCAAGCAGUUGUUUCCAGACAUUGAAACGUCUUCUGAUAACGGCAGGAAUCAUUACGGAUGCUGCGUCACCAAGCCUGAUCCGUUCAAUAUCACCUUUGACUUCAGAAGGCCGGAUCUCAACGACAUCACAAGGGAAGGUUAUAUCCAAUUGUUUGAGGCAGCGUGGUGUGGUGACCUUGAGACCAUCAAAUCACUCACCCUCGGGACAUGGGGUCCAGACAAGCAGAGACCGCCGCUGGAAAUUGCGACGAAAGACCAGAGAAACUUCCACCCGUUCAACAUCGCCGUCCUACGUGGACAUUUGGACGUAGCGAAGGCGAUUAUCGCCAUUGCACAAGUGCAGUACAAGCCUCAGGACGAGCAAGAAAAUGUGCGGUAUAGGUUGCGAGCAACAACCAACAAUGACGAUGAUUAUUCCUGCGACGAAAGCGACGACAACAGUGACGGGCUCGAUAUAGAGAGGCAGAUCCUCGAUGAAGAAUUCACUAUUGACAACAUUGGUGAGGUGAAGAUGCAGGUCGAGAGCAGGACCUCGCCUCUUUCUCUCUUGAAGGACGGUUGUUCGGUUGAAGACUUCAUGGGGACAACCCUGCCGGAUGAGCGAAAGCCUUGCAAUCUUGUGCAGUACGCAAUCUAUAAGGAUGAUGUUGGGCUUCUGAUCUUCCUUCUGGAUCUCGGCCGGGAGCUGUCUGCGAAGUCCGGAAGUUCCGAGCAGACCAUCUUUACGGUUGGACAGUGGGAUCUUACUGUGGCAAUGCAGCUGGGACGAGUCCGCUGCCUGGCAGAACUCAUCAAACAUACGGGGGCUGGCAUUCAAAUAGAUAAGCUGGCGGAGCAGAGCGGAGUGGAAAUCAAGGAGAAGCCCAAAUACUACCAAGGACUGUCCAUCCACGGCAAGAAGCGAGCGGACUGGGCGGCUGCCGGUCGCGGCAUCCUUCCCGCACAGCCCGAGGAGGAAAAACCUCCCCUUCUGGUUGCUGCGCGUGAAGGGAACCUCAAAGCAGUGGAGUGGUUCUUGGGAACUGCGCCUGGCCGAUACUAUUUGGAGUUUACCGAGUCACACAAGCAUGAUAAGCGUAUCAAGAGGCUCGCCAUGGGAAAGUUGGGUGUCGAGCGUUCCAUUACAAACUGGUUGAAUAUCAGACGCGAUCUUGUCCUGCACUGUGCCCUUUUCGCAAAGCCAACGGUCGAGUCAGAACGACUGGUCAAGUACUUGGUUCGACAUGUCCCUCACUGUCUCGAGGUCAAGUCCGUUGAUGGAUAUACCCCCUUGAUGAUUGCAUUUUCACUUGUUCGUCCUACUUAUGCCAAAAUCCUCAUCGAGGCGGGGGCCGACCAGACCGUGCGCAACAAGAAGGGUAACAACAUCCUUCAUCUUCUGUUCUGCAGUGUCAGCUCCCCCUCGGCCGAAAAGCUGGAUGACUUCCAGAAGAUGCUCGAACUGGUUGAUCCGUCUUUGGUUUCCUCCCUGCUCGUCGAACGUUCGUCACACGGGCCCGGCUCUCUGACACCCUUGGCAAUGUGGAUGGUGCAGGCCUUGAGCACCACGAAUACCUACUCCGCCUAUGGCAAUGGAAGCAACUGCGAAGGCGAUAAUCAAAUGAAAGCUCUUCGAAUGAUCUUGGACUUUGCCCAAAGCACGGGGCAAAAGCAUCUCGAACUGUUGGAUGGGGCUGGCAACACCGUUAUACACGAUGCCGUGCGGUGCCAGCUCCUUCAAACGCUGGAGAUCUUGCUCGAACGCCGUCCGGAUCUCCUCCAUCGCGAAAACGCUUCUGGCUCGACGCCUGCUGAACUCGCCGAGGCCGCGUGGGUCACUGAAGUUACAUCCAACCCUCCCGGAUUGGAGCGUCGAAACAGGUUCAUGUACGGCAGCAAUCGGUAUGGAGAGAGCCUUGUGGAUCGUCGGCCCGAAUCCUUCGUCGAGGAGAGUGAUGAAGCCCCAACGAUGAAACGGAGGAUCUACGACUUCAGCCGCGGCAAGGCAGAGACUUUGAGAGGACCCGAUGCGAAGCGUAGAUUGGUCACGUUGUUUGAGGCCAACGAAGUCGCCAGAAGACUGGCUGCCAAGGAUCCGCAGGAGAAUCGCUACAUUGGCCGUGCUGCGAGAAGGAGAAGAUGGGACGAGCAGGACGAAAGAGAGUUUGGCGAUGAGGUUCGGGAAUGGCUUCCGGAGGUAUAUUAA
Messenger RNA from Aspergillus novofumigatus IBT 16806, 5256 nucleotides. Its product is annotated as ankyrin repeat protein. The transcript has 6 exons. The record is from RefSeq and is a predicted model, not a curated record. Lineage: Eukaryota; Fungi; Ascomycota; Eurotiomycetes; Eurotiales; Aspergillaceae. Bases 1 to 5256 code for a protein of 1751 amino acids. Gene Ontology annotation, molecular function: protein binding.